GGGCUCUCGGGCUAAAGCUGACAUACCUCAGGCUUCAGCUCUGAUUGGUUCUCGUUUGGAGAAGCUCAUGGGUUCAUUCCGUUGUUAAGCGCCUCCCCAUUUCUCUAAACUACAUUAUAAUGCAACGAACCUCCCUUUUAACCACAAACCGAAUUUGCUUUCAUUUAGUCUAUAUAUAUUUCUUAAAUAGGUUAAAGUCAUAGAGAUAUUUUUUUUUUUUAGUUGGGAAUAGCACUUUCGCCCUGGAGCGGUGCGCAAUGCUAUCUCAUGCCGACCUCCUGGAUGCUCGCCUCGGGAUGAAGGACGCCGCCGCGGAGCUUCUGGGCCACAGGGAGGCUCUGAAGUGCCGGCUCGGCGGAGGGGGGCCCGACCCCGGACACUCCGGGGGGGAGCUCGGCCCGGGCUCGGACGGCGUUGAAGGAGCCACGAUGCUCCCGGGCGACGACAUCAGCGGCGGCGGAGGCGGAGGAUCCAACGCGGUGCAGGUGAACAGCAAAGAGCAGGAGAAGCAGAACAACAACAACAACAGCAGCAGCAACAACAACAACAACCAGUCUGGAGGAGGGCAACAGAGCCAGAGCCAGAGCCAGAAACAGAAGCGGCACCGGACCCGCUUCACCCCGGCGCAGCUCAACGAGCUGGAGAGGAGCUUCGCCAAAACGCACUACCCGGACAUCUUCAUGCGGGAGGAGCUCGCGCUGAGGAUCGGCCUCACGGAGUCGCGCGUGCAGGUCUGGUUUCAGAACCGACGCGCCAAGUGGAAGAAGCGCAAGAAGACCACCAACGUCUUCCGGUCUCCGGGGACCCUGCUGCCAACGCACCACCACGGCCUGUCUCAGUUCCCGUCCGCGGCGGCGGCGGCCGUGGCCAUGGGCGACAGCCUGUGCUCCUUCCACGCCAACGACACCCGCUGGGCCACGGCGGGGAUGCCCGGCGUGUCUCAGCUGCAGCUCCCCCCGUCCCUGGGCCGCCAGCAGGCCAUGGCGCAGUCGCUGUCCCAGUGCAGCCUGGGCGCCGGGCAGCCGCACAACUCCAUGGGUCUGUCCAACAUGUCGAACGGCUCCGGGCUUCAGUCGCACCUCUACCAGCCCACUUUCCCCGGGAUGGUGCCCGCGUCCCUCUCGGGCCCCACCAACAUGACCCACUCGCCUCAGCUGUGCAGCUCCCCGGAGAGUGAGGUGUGGAGAGGGACAAGCAUCGCGUCGCUGCGCCGCAAAGCGCUGGAGCACACAGUGUCCAUGAGCUUCACCUAGUGACGAGCUCUUCUGCAUUUAGUUUCUUCUGCAUCCAAAACGGCGCUCCGGGAGAAAUACAACCAGGAUAUUUGAUCAAAUAAGACAAUUCUUUUUGUUUUUCCUCCACAAAUCACAAACCAAGCGGGGGGAUCCGCCAUCAAGCAUCGGACUGGUUCUGUUUUAAGAUAUGACUUAUUAUUUCGCAUGUAGCCACGUGGCAACUAUUUUAUUUAUCUAUUUAAAAUUGAACUUAUUUGUUCUGUAUUUAUUUAUUUAUUGGGCACAUGCGGCCUUUUCAGUGAGACGUUUGCUUGGUGAAUGACGUUUUUUUUCUUCUUUCUUUGAAGACAAAUUCUAGGGAUACUUUGAAAUCCCCCCAAAAAAACUCGGUUGCGAUGCCUUUUAUUUUUUUAUUUUUUUUCACCACCUGCUGCACAGCACGCGCCUCUAAAAAAGGGGUGGGGGAUGUUGGACCUGCAGACACCUGGAGGUUUAAAGGAACAAGAAAGAUUCCCCUGGAAUCAGGACAUCAUGGAAGAGGACUUGACUGCAUGUGCUGUCCGAGGCAGAAAAAUAAACAAAAACAAACACGGGAAAUACUAUAAAUUAAGACUUGGAAACUGACUUAACUAUAAUCUGUUAUAUAGGAUGUUUUGUGUAGCGGAAGCACUCUUGUUCCCAUUUUGGUCAGUUUGUGAUAACUUCUGUUUCCAAAAAAAAAAAAAAGUAUGUCUGUGCUUAUUAAUGAAAUUAUCACUUUCUUAAAUGUUUGAACCAUUUUUGUUUCAUGGACAUGUUUAUAUCAAUUAAAUGUAAAUGAUCAAAUAAAAAAUCAUUUUCAAUUAUGUC
Molecule: messenger RNA, 2084 nt
Organism: Cyclopterus lumpus (lumpfish)
Lineage: Eukaryota; Metazoa; Chordata; Actinopteri; Perciformes; Cyclopteridae
Gene: otpa
Product: orthopedia homeobox a
Exons: 3
Coding region: 258-1253 (331 amino acids)
Biological process (GO): regulation of DNA-templated transcription; neuron differentiation
Molecular function (GO): DNA-binding transcription factor activity, RNA polymerase II-specific; DNA binding
Source: RefSeq, a predicted model, not a curated record